Messenger RNA from Amphibalanus amphitrite, 2431 nucleotides. RefSeq names its product 2-hydroxyacyl-CoA lyase 2-like. Gene Ontology annotation, cellular component: acetolactate synthase complex. Gene Ontology annotation, biological process: L-valine biosynthetic process. The coding region runs from base 180 to 2057 and encodes 625 amino acids. The record is from RefSeq and is a predicted model, not a curated record. NCBI's taxonomy places the organism in Eukaryota, Metazoa, Arthropoda, Thecostraca, Balanomorpha, Balanidae. The transcript has 3 exons. Gene Ontology annotation, molecular function: magnesium ion binding; thiamine pyrophosphate binding; flavin adenine dinucleotide binding.
GAUAAACAAACGAAUCUUCACACGCUUUGCUUUUGUUCUGUUGUCGCUAACGCAAAGUUUUUCGUUGAACAUGAUUUUUUGGUUUGGUAUGUAAUGUCAUGGUAUAUUGAGUAGCUGAAUCAGCCUUUAUCUGGUUUGCACAUCACACCUGAGCUCAGCACCCCCAAAACGCCACCAUCAUGUAUGGACUGGAGGACCCAGCGCUGGCGCUGACCUUUCUGGGCACCGCUCUGGUGGGAGUCUGUACGGGCCUCAUCUGCAGCCGACUGAAGCUACUCUACAUCUGGACUCACCCGCCGGACCGUAACAGCACGCGCACCGGCGGUGACCUGGUGGCAGAGGUGCUGGCGAGUCACGGUGUGAAGCACAUCUUUACCCUGGUCGGCGGUCACAUCUCGCCGAUCCUGGUGGCCACCGAGAGGCUCGGAGUGCGGGUGGUGGACACGCGUCACGAGGCGACGGCCGUGUUCGCGGCGGACGCUGUGUCACGCCUGUCGGGAACCGUGGGCGUGGCGGCCGUCACGGCGGGGCCGGGCGUCACGAACACCGUCACGGCCGUGAAGAACGCUCAGCUGGCCGAGUCGCCGCUGUUACUGCUCGGAGGGGCGUCGGCGUCACUGCUGAGUGGCCGCGGGGCGCUGCAGGAUAUCGACCACAUGACGCUGCUCGCCUCAGUCUGCAAACAUCGCGUCUCUGUACGCUGUGUGCGGGACAUUGCGCCGGCUCUGAGGUAUGCGAUACAAAUAGCACAGAGUGACACUCCCGGCCCUGUGUUUGUCGAGCUCCCUAUCGACGUGCUGUACCCAAUCCAUCUAGUUCAGCGCGAGGUGGGUGUCAAGACUGGCAGUGGACCUGUGCAACGUGUCAUCAACUGGUAUCUGCAGAACUACGUGGACAACAUCUUCGCUGGCGCGUGGGAGCCUCGCCCGCUGACACCCCUGCCACCUGCGAUCCCCCUACCGAGCGACUCCGAGGUGCGGCGUGCGGCCGAGCUGCUCCGCGCCGCCCGCCGGCCGCUGCUGCUGCUGGGGAGCAGUGCCACAUCUCCACCGAUCCCCGCUGCCGAUACGCGCCGUCACGUGGAGGCCCUCGGGGUGCCCUGCUAUCUGGCCGGCAUGUCACGUGGCCUGCUGGGUCGUCGUUCUCCGCUGCAGCUGCGACAGGAGCGACGUACUGCGCUACAGGAGGCCGACCUCAUCAUCCUGGCCGGUGCCGUGUGCGACUUCCGUCUCUCCUACGGACGCGCGCUCGGCCGCCGCGCCAAGAUUGUCUCGAUUCACCGAGACCCUCGCCAGGUACGCCUCAAUUCCGAUAUGUUCUGGAAGCCCACUCUGGCAGUCCAGGCCGACGUGGGCUCAUUCAUCCGCGAGCUAUCCGCCGAAAUGGCGGGCCAAGUGCCUGACAAGACAUGGCUGGACAAACUCCGCGCUCGUGAUGACGCCAAGGAAGAGAAAAACGCGGAGAUGGCGCGUCAGCCGACCGCCGAGCAUCUGAACCCGCUGAAGGUGCUGAGCCGGCUGGAGGAACUGCUUCCCCCGGAGGCGCUACUAGUGGUGGACGGUGGAGAUUUCGUGGCCAGCGCCGCGUACGUGCUGCGCCCGCGCGGCCCCCUCGCCUGGCUGGACCCGGGAGCGUUUGGCACGCUCGGCGUUGGUGGAGGGUUUGCGCUGGGUGCGAAGUUGGCUCGGCCUGAGGCCGAGGUUUGGCUGAUAUACGGGGACGGCUCGUGUGGGUACAGUGUGGCAGAGUAUGAUACGUUCACCCGGCACAAGACGCCUGUCAUCGCGCUGGUCGGGAACGACGCCGGUUGGACGCAGAUCGCCCGGGAACAGGUGCCCAUGUUCGGCACGGACGUGGCCUGCCGGCUGGCCCACUGCCGUUACGACACCAUCGCCGAGGGUUACGGCGGCCGGGGCCUGAUGCUCACCAGAGAGCACGAGGAUGCCAUCGACGAGGUGCUCCGGCGCGCCCAGGCGCUGGCCAAGGAGGGCCACAGCGUGCUGGUGAACGCCCUCAUCGGCAGCACCAAGUUCAGGGAAGGCAGCAUCUCUGUCUGAGGUCGUGAAGGAGGUGGACGUCAGACGAGAUGUAGUGGAAGCUCAUGUGGUGCGCUGAGCUCCUUUAGAGGGGUUGGUGCAGAUUGGGAGCGGUGGCGAUUUUUGUGCAAGGGUAAUGCUAUGCGCGUGGAUGAAUUUACAGUCAUUGUAAUGUAGCGCUCAUUGUUAAUUGUAAUCGUGCUGUACCUUUUGGGGCGGUGUUUUAUGUAUAGCUAUAUUUUGAUUAGACGUGCCAGUCAUGCUAUAUAUGCGGUGAAGUGUAUUAGUGUUGUCACGAAUCGGUGCUUAAAUAACCAGUACCCUAAAACAUGGUUAGCUUGCAAAUCGGCUUACCGAAAUGAGGUUGUGAUAAACAAUAUGACUGCUGAAAUUUG